Molecule: messenger RNA, 12322 nt
Organism: Phascolarctos cinereus (koala)
Lineage: Eukaryota; Metazoa; Chordata; Mammalia; Diprotodontia; Phascolarctidae
Source: RefSeq, a predicted model, not a curated record
UGGUGAUUCUUAUAAACUGGCCAAGAUGAAUAUGGUGAAGAGGAUUAUGGGCCGGCCUCGCCAGGAAGAGUGCAGCCCACAGGACAAUGCUUUAGGACUGAUGCACCUUCGGCGCCUCUUUACUGAACUCUGCCAUCCUCCUCGGCAUAUGACUCAGAAAGAACAAGAAGAAAAACUUUAUAUGAUGUUACCUGUGUUUAAUAGGGUUUUUGGAAAUGCUCCACCAAAUACAAUGACAGAAAAAUUCUCUGAUCUUCUACAGUUUACAACCCAAGUUUCACGUCUAAUGGUGACUGAAAUUCGAAGGCGAGCAUCAAAUAAAUCCACAGAGGCGGCAAGUCGUGCCAUAGUCCAGUUCCUGGAAAUCAACCAGAGCGAAGAAGCCAGCAGAGGUUGGAUGCUUCUGACGACCAUUAAUUUGUUAGCAUCCUCUGGGCAGAAAACUGUAGACUGCAUGACCACUAUGUCAGUGCCUUCCACACUGGUUAAAUGUCUCUAUCUAUUUUUUGACCUCCCGCAUGUGCCUGAGGUAGUUGGAGGUGCACAGAACGAGCUACCUCUGGCCGAGCGCCGAGGACUUCUCCAGAAAGUCUUUGUCCAGAUAUUGGUGAAACUCUGCAGUUUUGUGUCCCCAGCAGAAGAGCUGGCUCAGAAAGAUGAUCUCCAGCUUUUAUUCAGUGCAAUAACCUCCUGGUGCCCUCCCUAUAACUUGCCUUGGAGGAAGAGUGCAGGGGAAGUUCUCAUGACCAUAUCACGUCAUGGGCUUAGCGUCAAUGUAGUAAAGUAUAUUCAUGAAAAAGAAUGUUUGUCAACAUGUGUCCAGAAUAUGCAGCAGUCAGAUGAUCUUUCUCCCCUAGAGAUCGUUGAAAUGUUUGCUGGGCUUUCUUGCUUUCUCAAAGACUCCAGUGAUGUUUCUCAAACACUACUUGAUGACUUUAGGAUAUGGCAAGGAUAUAACUUUCUCUGUGAUCUCUUGCUCAGAUUGGAACAAGCAAAAGAGGCAGAAUCCAAGGAUGCUUUGAAAGAUCUAGUUAAUUUGAUCACUUCUCUAACAACAUAUGGUGUCAGUGAACUAAAACCAGCUGGUAUUACCACAGGGGCACCAUUUUUAUUGCCUGGAUUUGCAGUUCCCCAGCCUGCAGGAAAAGGUCACAGUGUGAGAAACGUGCAAGCAUUUGCUGUCCUCCAGAAUGCGUUUUUAAAAGCGAAAACCAGCUAUCUCCCCCAGAUCGUCCUUGAUGCCAUCACCAAUAUCUACAUAGCCGACAAUGCAAACUAUUUCAUCUUGGAGUCGCAGCACACGCUGUCCCAGUUUGCAGAGAAGAUUUCUAAGCUUCCAGAAGUGCAGACCAAAUACUUUGAGAUGCUAGAGUUUGUUGUUUUCAGUUUGAAUUAUAUCCCUUGUAAGGAGCUGAUCAGCGUCAGCAUUCUCCUAAAAUCCAGCUCUUCUUACCAAUGCAGCAUCAUUGCCACGAGCACUCUUCUUAAGUUCACUCGACAUGACUACAUAUUCAAGGAUGUGUUCAGGGAGGUGGGCCUUCUGGAGGUGAUGGUAAACCUCUUGCAUAAAUACGCUGCCUUCUUGAAAGAUCCGCAGACUCUGACUGAGCAAGGGGAUUCAAAAACCAAUAGCUCUGUGGAUGACCAGAAGCAACUUGCUUUGCUGGUCAUGGAGACUUUGACAGUUCUACUCCAAGGAUCAAACACAAACGCAGGGAUCUUCCGGGAAUUUGGAGGUGCGAGGUGUGCCCACAAUAUUGUCAAGUAUCCUCAGUGUAGACAGCAUGCCCUGAUGAUCAUCCAGCAAUUGGUGCUCUCUCCUAGUGGGGACGAUGAUAUGGGUACUCUCUUAGGGUUGAUGCAUUCAGCGCCACCCACAGAAUUACAACUGAAAACUGACAUUUUAAGGGCUCUCCUUUCAGUCCUACGAGAGAGUCAUCGCACAAGGACAGUUUUUAGGAAAGUUGGAGGAUUUGUCUACAUUACGUCUUUGCUUGUCGCCAUGGAAAGAUCUUUGAGCUGUCCGCCCAAGAAUGGCUGGGAGAAAGUGAAUCAGAAUCAAGUCUUUGAACUUCUCCACACUGUUUUCUGCACAUUGACUGCAGCAAUGCGUUACGAGCCGGCUAACUCUCAUUUCUUCAAAACAGAGAUCCAGUAUGAGAAACUGGCAGAUGCUGUCCGAUUUCUUGGUUGCUUUUCAGACCUAAGGAAGAUAAGCCCCUUAAAUGUUUUCCCCUCAAAUACCCAGCCAUUUCAGCGACUCUUGGAAGAUGACUUAACAUCUGUAGACUCUGUCUCACCCACAUUACAGCACUGCAGUAAACUCUUUAUUUACCUCUACAAAGUAGCCACAGAUUCCUUUGACAGUCAUGCAGAACAGAUCCCUCCUUGCCUGACAAAUGAGUCUUCUCUCCCCUCUCCUUGGGGUACGCCAGCUGUGUCCAGGAAAAGGCAUGGAUAUCAUUCUGUUUCAACAUCCUCUGGGUACCCUUCCAAAAACGCUGCUGAUGUGAAACAACAGCCAGCAGUGUCAUCUCUCCAGAGUUCUGAUGCUGUUGUCAUCCAUCCUGGAGCCAUGCUUGCCAUGCUGGACCUCUUAUCCUCUGUUGGCUCAACAUCGCAGCCAGAACAUGCUCUGGACCUUCAGCUUGCCGUGGCAAAUAUCCUGCAAUCCCUGGUGCACACAGAAAGAAACCAACAAGUGAUGUGUGAAGCAGGGCUGCACGCACGCCUCUUACAAAGAUGCAGUGCUGCGCUGGCUGAUGAAGACCACUCCCUGCACCCGCCCCUCCAGAGAAUGUUUGAAAGGCUUGCUUCUCAGGCACUGGAGCCCAUUGUGCUGAGGGAAUUUUUACGUUUGGCAAAUCCUUUAAAUUGUGGUGCCUGGGAUAAAAAACUUUUAAAACAGUAUCGCAUCCAUAAACCCAGUUCAUUAAGUUAUGAACCAGAGAUGAGAGGUAGUAUGGUAACAUCUGUUGAAGGAUUGGGUUCUGAUAAUGUAUUUAGUUUACAUGAAGAUAACCACUAUCGGAUAAGCAAGAGUUUGGUAAAAUCUGCAGAAGGAAGCACCGUACCCUUGACUAGGGUAAAGUGUUUAGUCUCAAUGACAACCCCACAUGAUAUCAGGCUGCAUGGAUCAUCAGUUACUCCUGCUUUUGUUGAAUUUGACACAUCACUUGAAGGAUUUGGUUGCCUGUUCCUGCCCAGUUUGGCACCUCAUAAUGCACCUACAAAUAAUGCUGCUACAACAGGUCUCGCUGAUGGUACUGUAAUCAGUGGAAUUGGAACUGGUGAAAGAUUCUUCCCUCCUCCAUCUGGAUUAAGUUACUCAAGCUGGUUUUGUAUUGAACAUUUUAGUUCACCUCCAAAUAACCACCCAGUCAGACUUUUGACACUUGUGCGGCGAGCAAAUUCUUCUGAGCAACAUUAUGUGUGCCUUGCCAUAGUACUGUCAGCAAAAGACCGGUCCCUAAUUGUUUCUACUAAAGAGGAACUACUCCAGAAUUAUAUUGAUGACUUCAGUGAAGAAUCCUCAUUUUAUGAAAUUCUUCCUUGCUGCGCUCGCUUUCGCUGUGGAGACCUCAUAGUUGAGGGACAGUGGCAUCAUCUUGUCCUAGUAAUGAGUAAAGGCAUGUUGAAAAACAGUACUGCUGCCCUCUAUCUUGAUGGACAGCUUGUCAAUACAGUGAAGCUUCAUUAUGUUCACAGUACUCCAGGGGGUUCAGGUUCUGCAAAUCCACCUGUGGUCAGCACAGUGUAUGCCUAUAUUGGCACACCACCUGCUCAACGCCAGCUUGCUUCAUUAGUAUGGCGCCUGGGACCCACACAUUUCUUAGAAGAAGUUUUGCCUAUUUCAAGUGUUAAUAUCAUUUAUGAACUAGGACCAAACUAUGUUGGAAGCUUUCAGGCUGUACAUGUCCCAUGUAAAGAUUCCAAAUCUGAGAGCGGCAUCCCGUCCCCUGUGUCAUUGGUACCGGAAGAAAAAGUGUCAUUCGGUCUCUAUGCUGUCUCAGCGUCUUCUCUCACAGUGGCAAGAAUAAGGAAAGUUUACAACAAGUUAGAUAGUAAAGCCAUUGCCAAGCAGUUCAUUGAGUUAAGGAAAAUUAUAUUAACUAUUGAUUGUGAAGUGGAGGCAGCAGAUGGUGGUGUUAUGGGAUAUCCUCAGUCGAACUCCUUUAGCCAUUUCUCCCAUGAGAAUGCCACCCCUGUGAAGUUGUUACAUAACUCAGCCGGACAUCUGAACGGGCCGGCACGCACUGUUGGUGCUGCACUCAUUGGCUACUUAGGAAUAAGAACAUUUGUACCUAAGCCUGUUGCCACGACUUUACAGUACAUUGGUGGAGCUGCUGCCAUUCUGGGGUUAGUGGCCAUGGCAUCCGAUGUGGAAGGGUUGUAUGCUGCUGUAAAGGCCCUGGUUUGUGUAGUAAAAAGCAACCCACUAGCCAGCAAAGAAAUGGAAAGAAUCAAGGGUUAUCAGUUGUUGGCAAUGCUGCUGAAAAAGAAACGGUCACUUCUUAAUAGCCACAUUCUCCAUCUGACUUUCUCUUUGGUGGGAACUGUUGAUAGUGGACACGAGACAUCCAUCAUUCCAAACUCAACUGCCUUCCAGGAUUUGCUUUGUGAUUUUGAAGUCUGGCUUCAUGCACCAUAUGAGUUACAUCUUUCUUUAUUUGAACACUUCAUUGAACUACUCACAGAGUCCAGUGAAGCCUCAAAGAAUGCUAAAUUAAUGAGGGAAUUUCAAUUAAUCCCAAAGCUGCUACUUACACUUCGAGAUAUGUCUUUGUCCCAACCCACGAUUGUUGCUAUUAGUAACGUGCUGAGCUACUUACUCCAAGGCUUCCCCAGCAGCAAUGACUUACUCAGGUUUGGCCAGUUCAUUGCUUCCACUUUGCCAACAUUUGCUGUCUGUGAGAAAUUUGUAGUCAUGGAAAUAAACAAUGAAGAAAAGCUAGACACAGGAACUGAGGAAGAUUUUGGAGGUCUUGUGUCUGCUAAUGUGAUACUUUUGAGAAAUAGACUUUUAGAUAUUCUUCUCAAACUAGUCUACUCAUCAAAGGAAAAGACAAGCAUUAACAUACAAGCUUGUGAAGACCUAGUCAGGACACUGGGCUUUGACUGGCUCCUGAUGUUUACUGAGGAACAUUUGCACUCGACUACAGUGACUGCAGCCAUGAGGAUUCUGGUUGUCUUGUUGAGUAACCAGUCUGUUCUCAUCAAAUUUAAAGAAGGACUCAGUGGCGGGGGCUGGCUUGAGCAGACGGAUUCUGUCUUGACCAAUAAAAUUGGCACUGUUCUAGGAUUCAACGUGGGCAGAAGUGCUGGCGGCCGAUCAGCCAUCAGGGAGAUUAACCGGGAUGCUUGUCAUUUUCCUGGUUUUCCAGUUCUUCAGUCAUUUCUCCCUAAGCACACUAAUGUCCCUGCCCUUUAUUUCCUCCUCAUGGCCCUCUUUCUGCAGCAGCCAGUCACUGAGCUGCCCGAAAACCUGCAGGUCAGUGUACCUGUCAUCAGCAGCCGAUGUAAUCAGGGUUGCCAGUUUGAUUUGGAUUCCAUAUGGACAUUUAUCUUUGGAGUUCCUGCCUCCAGUGGAACCGUGGUCUCUUCAAUCCAUAAUGUUUGCACAGAAGCUGCUUUUUUGUUGCUGGGAAUGCUUCGCAGCAUGCUAAAUUCACCUUGGCAAUCAGAAGAAGAAGGAUCUUGGCUCAGAGAAUAUCCUGUUACCUUGAUGCAGUUUUUUAGAUACUUAUAUCACAAUGUUCCAGACCUCAGUUCAAUGUGGAUGAGCCCAGAGUUUCUAUGUGCAUUAGCAGCUACUGUCUUCCCCUUCAACAUCAGACCCUACUCUGAGAUGGUCACUGAUCUUGAUGAUGAAGUUGGGUCUCCAGCAGAAGAGUUCAAAGCCUUUGCAGUUGACACGGGAAUGAACAGAAGCCAAUCUGAGUACUGUAAUGUCGGCUCCAAAACCUACUUGACCAACCACCCAGCAAAAAAGUUUGUUUUUGAUUUCAUGCGAGUCUUGAUUAUAGACAAUCUCUGUCUCACACCUGCCAGCAAGCAGACUCCACUGAUUGACCUGCUGUUGGAGGCUUCUCCUGAAAGGUCUACAAGAACUCAGCAAAAAGAAUUUCAGACUUAUGUUUUAGAUAGUGUCAUGGACCACUUGCUUGCAGCUGAUGUUUUAUUGGGAGAAGAUGCAUCUCUGCCCAUCACCAGUGGAGGAAGUUACCAAGUACUAGUGAACAAUGUAUUUUAUUUCACCCAGCGUGUGGUAGACAAGCUUUGGCAGGGAAUGUUCAAUAAGGAAUCUAAACUUCUUAUCGAUUUUAUUAUUCAACUAAUUGCACAGUCCAAACGAAGAUCGCAAGGGUUGUCACUGGAUGCCGUUUACCACUGCCUAAAUAGGACCAUCUUGUACCAGUUUUCGAGGGCACACAAAACAGUCCCACAGCAAGUUGCUCUCCUCGAUUCUCUUAGGGUCCUUACUGUGAACAGAAACUUAAUCCUAGGACCAGGAAACCACGAUCAAGAGUUCAUUAGCUGUCUGGCUCAUUGCUUGAUUAAUCUGCAUGUCGGAAGCCACGUGGAUGGGUUUGGACUGGAAGCAGAGGCCCGCAUGACGACCUGGCACAUCAUGAUCCCCUCUGACAUAGACCCGGACGGCAGCUGCAGUCAAGAUGUUAGUGAAGGUCGUCAGCUUCUCAUAAAAGCGGUCAACAGAGUCUGGACCGAAUUGAUACACAGUAAGAAACAAGCUCUGGAAGAACUUUUCAAGGUGACCCUGCCUGUCAAUGACCGGGGCCUGGUGGACAUCGCUGCGGCAAGGCCACUGAUUGAGGAAGCGGGUCUAAAGUGCUGGCAGAACCACUUGGCCCAUGAAAAGAAAUGCAUCAGUCGAGGAGAAGCUCUCGUGCCAAGCACACAGUCCAAACUGUCUCGAGUCAGCAGUGGUUUUGGCCUCUCAAAGUUGACAGGAUCCAGAAGGAAUCGGAAAGAGAGUGGCCUCAGCAAACACAACCUGUCCACACAGGAGAUUUCCCAGUGGAUGUUCACUCAUAUUGCUGUUGUCCGGGACUUGGUAGACACACAGUAUAAAGAAUAUCAGGAGCGUCAGCAAAAUGCCCUGAAAUACGUGACAGAAGAGUGGGGCCAAAUCGAGUAUGAGCUGCUGCGGGAAAGAGGUUUGUGGGGUCCUCCCAUCGGUUCUCAUCUGGACAAGUGGAUGCUGGAGAUGACAGAAGGGCCUUGCAGAAUGAGGAAAAAAAUGGUCCGGAAUGACAUGUUUUACAACCACUACCCUUAUGUGCCAGAAAUUGAACAAGAGACAAAUGUGUUGUCUGCCACCCCAAGUAAGCAGCUUGACCCUCCUGAUGAUACCAUUCCUCAAAAGAAGCCUGCUCGUUAUCGGAGGGCAGUCAGCUAUGACAGCAAGGAGUACUACAUGCGACUGGCCUCAGGAAAUCCAGCCUUUGUCCAGGAUGCCAUUGUAGAAAGUUCCGAAGGCGAGUCUGCACAGCAGGAGCCAGAACACGGAGAGGACACCAUCGCCAAAGUUAAAGGUUUGGUUAAGCCUCCUUUGAAAAGAUCUCGUUCUGCCCCUGACGGGGGAGACGAAGAAAACCAAGAGCAGCUACAGGACCAGGUAGCUGAGGGCAGCGCCAUAGAAGAAGAGGAGAAAACAGAUAAUGCAACGUUGCUUCGCCUGCUGGAAGAGGGGGAGAAGAUUCAGCACAUGUAUCGCUGUGCUCGAGUCCAAGGCCUGGAUACCAGUGAAGGCCUCCUUCUUUUUGGUAAAGAGCAUUUCUACGUGAUUGAUGGGUUUACAAUGACAGCGACCAGGGAGAUUCGGGAUAUUGAGACCCUGCCUCCAAACAUGCAUGAGCCAAUUAUUCCAAGAGGAGCGAGACAAGGUCCCAGUCAGCUCAGAAGGUCCUGCAGCAUUUUUGCAUAUGAGGAUAUCAAGGAAGUUCAUAAAAGGAGGUACCUGUUGCAGCCUAUUGCUGUGGAAGUUUUCUCAGGAGAUGGACGGAAUUAUCUUCUUGCUUUUCAGAAAGGAGUUAGAAACAAAGUCUACCAGAGAUUUUUGGCUGUGGUGCCGUCUUUGACAGACAGUUCAGAAUCUGUGUCUGGGCAGCGACCAAACACUAGCGUGGAACAAGGGUCUGGGCUGCUUAGCACUUUAGUAGGCGAGAAGUCUGUAACACAGAGAUGGGAGAGAGGGGAAAUCAGCAAUUUCCAGUACCUGAUGCACUUGAACACCUUGGCUGGCAGAUCUUACAAUGAUCUCAUGCAGUACCCGGUCUUCCCCUGGGUCCUAGCAGACUAUGACUCCCAGGAAGUUGAUCUCACUAAUCCCAAGACAUUCAGAAACCUAGCCAAGCCUAUGGGAGCACAGACAGAUGAAAGAUUAACUCAGUACAAGAAGCGUUAUAGAGACUGGGAAGAUCCUAAUGGAGAAACUCCGGCCUAUCAUUAUGGCACCCACUACUCCUCUGCAAUGAUCGUAGCCUCAUACCUUGUGAGGAUGGAGCCUUUUACUCAGAUCUUCCUGAGACUCCAGGGUGGCCACUUUGACCUGGCUGACCGAAUGUUUCACAGUGUGCGAGAAGCCUGGUACUCUGCUUCAAAGCACAACAUGGCGGACGUGAAAGAACUCAUCCCGGAAUUCUUUUACCUCCCAGAGUUCCUUCUCAACUCGAACAACUUUGAUCUAGGUUGCAAACAGAAUGGCACCAAGCUUGGAAAUGUGAUACUUCCACCGUGGGCAAAAGGCGACCCUCGAGAAUUCAUCCGAGUCCAUCGAGAGGCUUUGGAAUGUGAUUAUGUGAGUGCCCACUUGCACGAAUGGAUUGACUUAAUCUUUGGCUAUAAACAGCAAGGCCCUGCUGCGGUAGAAGCUGUCAAUGUCUUCCAUCACCUCUUUUAUGAGGGUCAAGUUGAUAUCUACAACAUAAAUGACCCAUUAAAAGAGACAGCUACCAUAGGAUUCAUUAAUAACUUUGGACAGAUACCAAAACAGCUCUUUAAAAAGCCUCAUCCUCCAAAACGAGUGAGAAGUCGUCUCAAUGGAGACAAUUCGGGGGUCUCUGUCCUGCCGGGGUCUACGAGUGACAAGAUCUUUUUUCAUCAUUUAGACAACUUGCGGCCUUCCCUUGCGCCCGUCAAAGAACUGAAAGAGCCCGUGGGACAAAUCGUGUGCACUGAUAAAGGCAUUCUGGCUGUGGAGCAGAAUAAAGUUCUCAUUCCACCUGCCUGGAACAAAACUUUUGCUUGGGGCUAUGCAGAUCUCAGCUGCAGACUGGGAACCUAUGAGUCAGACAAGGCAGUAACUGUUUAUGAAUGUCUGUCAGAAUGGGGACAGAUUCUCUGUGCGAUCUGCCCAAGCCCCAAGCUGGUCAUCACAGGAGGGACGAGCACUGUUGUGUGUGUGUGGGAGAUGGGGACCUCCAAAGAGAAAGCCAAAACACUCACACUCAAACAGGCAUUGCUGGGUCACACAGAUACUGUUACCUGUUCUACAGCCUCAUUAGCCUAUCAUAUAAUCGUCAGUGGGUCACGUGAUCGAACCUGCAUCAUCUGGGAUUUGAACAAACUGUCAUUUUUAACUCAGCUGAGAGGUCACCGCGCGCCUGUUUCAGCUCUUUGUAUCAAUGAAUUAACAGGGGACAUAGUAUCUUGUGCUGGCACAUAUAUCCAUGUUUGGAGUAUUAAUGGGAACCCUGUUGUGAGUGUUAACACGUUCACUGGCCGAAGUCAGCAGAUAAUGUGUUGCUGCAUGUCAGAGAUGAAUGAAUGGGACACACAAAAUGUCAUUGUAACGGGACAUUCAGACGGCGUGGUCCGGUUUUGGAGGAUGGAGUUUUUGCAAGUUCCUGAAACACCAGCUCCCGAGCCCAUUGAAGACCUGGAAAUGCAGGAAGACUGUCCAGAAGCACAAAUAGGGCAAGAAGGCCAAGAUGAGGACAGCAGUGACUCGGAAGCUGAGGAGCAGAGCGUUGUCCAAGACCCCAGAGAGCCUGCCAGUCAGCCAGGCAGUGUGAGCCACCGGCCAAGGGCACCAUCUUGUCGAGCAGCAGCGGCAUGGUCGGCUGACAGUGGCUCGGAUGACUCCAGGCGCUGGUCAGACCAGCUCAGUUUGGAUGAGAAGGAUGGCUUCAUUUUUGUCAACUAUUCAGAAGGACAGACCAGAGUCCAUCUUCAGGGUCCUCUUAACCACCCCCACCCAUAUCCUGUUGAUGUGCGGCAUUAUAACAACCUUAAACCUGGAUACAGGUGGGAGCGGCAGCUGGUGUUCAGGAGCAAAUUAACUAUGCACACAGCGUUUGAUCGAAAAGAUAACGCUCACCCAGCCGAGAUCACUGCCCUGGGCAUCUCCAAGGAUCACAGUAGGAUCCUCGUUGGUGACAGUCGAGGCCGAGUUUUCAGCUGGUCUGUGAGUGACCAGCCGGGCCGCUCUGCUGCUGACCAUUGGGUGAAAGAUGAAGGAGGAGACAGCUGUUCAGGCUGCUCGGUUCGAUUCUCCCUCACAGAAAGGAGACACCACUGCAGGAACUGUGGCCAGCUCUUCUGCCAGAAGUGCAGCCGAUUUCAGUCUGAAAUCAAACGUUUGAAAAUCUCAUCUCCUGUGCGUGUUUGUCAGAACUGUUAUUACAACCUACAGCACGAGCGGUGCCCAGAAGAUGGGCCCAAAAACUGCUGAGGCUUCACCAGGCCCGCUGGAAACAAAGAACUACUCAACCUCGUUUUGAAAAACAAGAAAAGGCUUUUUAGAAGAUAGUUGUAAAUCUGCCUUCUUUGCAAGCAACUGUGUAUAUUGUAAAUACGUAUAAUGGCCUUUUUAUCUAAAUAUGAACUUAAUUAACAGCCUGUAACAUGGGACUUCAGACUAAACCACUAAUUUAAUGAACUACUUAAGAGUUUAUCCAGCAUCUCUCAUCUAUCAACUUAAUUAUGAAUAUGCUUAAAAAAAAAUCCUCCUCCAAGGCAUUAUCUAUGGGCUUUUUUCUCCUUUCAAAUUCCACCUAUGCAUGUGUGUCUUUUCUUUCAGUUGUCCGCAGCAUCGUCACUUCAGCUAGGCUAGUCACCAAAAUAAUUUGGCCCUUCUCUGUAAGCAGACAGUGUGGGAGAACAUUAUUCUAGUUGUAAGAUAACCAGGAAUCAUCACAAUUUUCUUGGCAUUUUAUACCUGGCUACUUACCACUUCAGUGUUGUUCAUAUGUAAUAAGGUCUCUUUUAUACAUAUAUUAGGGCUGCUGUUUGGGUCAUAGUGUAACUUCUUAGCAUUUAAUAAUCAAUCUGCUGAUUCAUGCAGUGCAGGAACCAGCCCAGACCUCCUUAAACCAAUGGAAAUAUGCUUGCAUGUAACUCAGAGCUAGUGUCUCUUGCAUAGAGUAUAAGCACGCGUCUUUGGUGACUGGCUUAUUUAAAAAAAAAAAAAAAGACUGUACAGAAUUAAAAUAUAACCCUUGAUGUAUAACUGGAUAGUGUCAGGACUACUUGAGGUCAACUCUACCAUUCAAUACCAUCUACCUGAAAACAGUACAAUUUAUACUAUAUCAAUGUCUAUUUUUUGUUUUACUAUGAAUAUAAUUGCAAUAUUUUUAAUAUUCAGUUGUUUAAUUUGCACCAUAAGUAGAACAGAGUAAAUACACCUAUAGGGAUUAAAGCUGGUGAAGGGCCUACAGGUAGAUAAUAGGAAAGAGGCUUUGGUACUGGUAUUUUUUUUAAUGUGUGUUGAGAGAGAAAGAGAGAGAGUAAUCUAGAUUUUAACAUUUUUCAAACACAUAGUAAUUCUAAAAAGGCCUGCUAUUUUUUAAAUAUAGAAGAGUUAAUGGCCUUAAAAUAAGAAGGAAGGGCCUUCGUAAGGAGCAUAUGUUAAUGCGUUACACAAAAGCCAGUUCUGAAUUAAAUUCACAACCCUUCAUCUUGUAGCCCUGGUGAUGGACAUUCAUCAACUUUAAUGCACAUGCAUUAAAUAUUACAUAUUACUCAUUGGUGUGUAAUACUAUUCUUGUUGUACCCAAUGGACUAGAGCCGAGUAAGUAAAGGACAGAUUUGUUCUUCCUCCUGGUGUCAAGGCACUUGAGUACCUUACGCUUAAGGGAAAACUGAAUCUUUUUUUACCUGUGUUUGAAUCUACAGUCCAAUUAUGGCCUCAUAGUCAAUAAAACUUAUUAAAGCAUUUGCAUAUUUAAGAGAAAUUCUCCAGUACUUUCUUGUUUUUAUAAAAGGAUUAAUGGCAUUGAUGAUUUCCCCCUGAAAGAAGUUGUCCUCUGACUCCACAGAGAAAUCAUAUCAUGUGACUGUACCCUUUUCUCAGAAGCAG